UAUAAAUAAGGAGGAAGGAUGCUAUCUGCACACAACACACAGCAUUUCCAUAAAGAAGAAAACAAGGAACAAACAUUGAAGCAGUGACAUAUUUGCAUCUAUGGCUGCCAAUGGAAAGGAGCAAUUUAAAGAAUCUACAGCAGAGGUGCUGGGUUGUGUGGAGAAAUUGUUCUCCUUUGCCUCCACCUUCAACCCUAUGUUUGGCACCAUCACCAAGCUGGUCAAUGUAGUGAGGAAAGGCCUGGCGGGAGAUGAAGCCCAUAAGCUGUACCAAGAUUUCCAGCAGAUUAAUGCCAAGUUGGAGAGCAUCGCUGAGCAGAACAGGCAGCUGCAAAAGGCUAUCCUAAAGGGUGAGAUUCAGAAAAACUAUGGUGACAUGGAGAAGAACAUUGAGGAACAAUACAGCGCCUUCAAGGAUUUUGUAAAUGAUGUUAUGAAUGAACCGGAAAAAGUUGAGCAUCACGAACGCAAGUUUAUAGAUAUCUGUAGAAAACAACAGGGCUCCUUGAAUUUGAAAGAGUACUACCGAGCCAUUAUGGGAGAACAGAAUCCUUUCGGGAGGCCACUUUUGGAAGUUUACUUAAAGCACUGUGAAAGGAAAAAGAAGUCUAUGGAGGAUAGAUGCGCUCAUUUGGCUUACCUCUUCCACAUCGGCCUGAUUGCACUGAUGGCCUACUGUGUCAUCAUUAAGGAUGAUCAGAAUGAGUUUAAGAAAGAAUGGGGCCAAAAGGUCAGCGACAUUCAAGCCAAGAUGCAAGAAGCCCUGAGCAAGUGUGACGAGCAUGAGUGAUGCUAAAUUCAAAGAAAAUUCUCUUAAUUUCUACUAAUUGAUAAUGAAGAUAAUGAUCAACAAAAUCACUUCCGAUCUAUUCUUGAGCAGUUAGACCAGUAUUCUCUUUCUAUAUUGUUUUUCUGUCUUACAACUUAAAUUCCAAGCUAUUUUCUCUUUAAACAGAUCAGGCAACAUCUUACAUGACUGUAUAAAUCUAAAUGUGUUGCUGCAUUUAUGGUAAAGCUGUAAAUUCUAAAUCAACGUAUUUGUUUAUUAUGAUAAGUGGUAUUCAUUUUCCCAGAUUUUUAAAUA
Clarias gariepinus (North African catfish) is the source of this 1084-nucleotide messenger RNA. Its product is annotated as protein rapunzel-like. The record is from RefSeq and is a predicted model, not a curated record. Lineage: Eukaryota; Metazoa; Chordata; Actinopteri; Siluriformes; Clariidae. The coding region runs from base 101 to 790 and encodes 229 amino acids. The transcript is spliced from 2 exons.